Molecule: messenger RNA, 684 nt
Organism: Arabidopsis lyrata subsp. lyrata
Lineage: Eukaryota; Viridiplantae; Streptophyta; Magnoliopsida; Brassicales; Brassicaceae
Exons: 1
Coding region: 33-602 (189 amino acids)
Source: RefSeq, a predicted model, not a curated record
UUUUUGACUAAAACCCUAAACGUGAAUAUAUCAUGGGAUCCAUGUCAUCUACGGAUCUGAAACAGGAAUCCAAAUCUGAAAAUAACCAAGUCCCAACCAAGGAAGUGGGAGAUCGAUUACAAGAGUUUAUGAAAAAAGGUGGUUGCGAAAAUUCAUAUAUAGCUUGUGUAGGUUGUGAUUCGCGGGAAGAUGAGUGUACGGAAGCCUAUUCAAUGCUGGAAAAGUGUAUGAAGGCUCGCUCUGAUUACUUUGAGACGUAUCUCGCGCUGAAGAACGCUAGUGCUGAAGUGAUGGCUAGGGAGAUCGAAGUCUUCCUCCAUGCGAAACCAAAUGACAGAGACGAGUUGUUAGGCAAAUUCAUUACAAGAGGUGGUUGCAAAGAAGCUUUUAUGGCUUGGAGGGAUAGUUACGAAGAAGCCAAGAAGAACAAGGGAAGUCUUUAUACACCUGCCUUGAACACCUUGUCAAAGUGUAUGGAAGCUCACUCUGAUUACUAUCAGCCGCUUCUCGCAGUGGUUAAAAAUUAUGAAGAACACUAUAGUAAGGAGCGUAUUGCCUUCUUGAAUGCGUGGGAGCAAGCUGAAGAUGAGGCUAAGGGAUGAUUUGAAUAGGAUGUAGUAAUAUCUUAAUGCUUUUUUCCUUUGUUUACGUUUCCUUUUGCAUGAAUACUCUUCUUUUUUUUUU